Molecule: messenger RNA, 132 nt
Organism: Toxoplasma gondii ME49
Lineage: Eukaryota; Apicomplexa; Conoidasida; Eucoccidiorida; Sarcocystidae
Source: the annotation of a RefSeq genome assembly
AUGAAUAAAAAAAAAGUUAUUAUAAAUAAAUUAAAAAAACAAAAAAAUUUUUAUUUAAAUUUAAGAUAUUUAUAUUUAAAACAACUAUCUAAUUGAAAUAAUAAAAUUUUUAAUUUUAUUAAAUUAAAAUAA